Molecule: messenger RNA, 1231 nt
Organism: Diaporthe batatas
Lineage: Eukaryota; Fungi; Ascomycota; Sordariomycetes; Diaporthales; Diaporthaceae
Exons: 2
Coding region: 1-1065 (354 amino acids)
Molecular function (GO): metallopeptidase activity
Source: RefSeq, a predicted model, not a curated record
AUGCCGACUCCCUUUAUCCCCAGCAACAUUCUCAGGCGCGCUCGUGGCUGUGUCGCAUUUCUGGCGCAUCAAGAAGGCCACUGGAUGGCAAGCAAUAGGCUUUUGUGUCUUUGCAUUAUACUAACAGAGCCCUAUAAGUCACCGGCGGGGACCCUUGAAUCAGUAUUCUUGAUUCUCAUCCUUACCUUGGACCUGGACCUGGACCUGGACCUGGACCUGGACCUGGACCUGGACCUGGACCCUGAUCCCAUCAUGGAUGCGAGGCACGUCGCUCUCCAGGAUUUGUUCAAUCGCUGGAAUUCGCCAUGGUCCAGCCAGCCUCGUACGUGUGGGUUGUUGAUAGUUGCUCUGGACAGCCUGAAGCAUGUCAGACACCACUGUGCUACUGAAUGCUGGCCAGAAAUAACACACACUCACGCGCAAGUUGUGCCGCUGCCACGCAUCUUAGACACAGCAAGGCAGACUCAAGUCCACGAAGCCAGCGAUGGCAUCCAUCGUCUGAUGCCACCCGACAGGACAAUCUCCUUCGGCAUCGACAGGGAAAGUUUCAGGCGCAGCGGGAUUCCCGACGAGAUCACGGAAGUCGUCAUCAGCUCAGCCGAAGAGAUCGUGUCGUUCAUCGGAAGACAAAACCUGGGGAUCGGCUUUGCCCACACGCCAGGCUCCGACUCUACCGUCUUCGACAUCAGCUACGACCCAGGUCUCCCUCCCUCAGCCCUGGCCCAGUCCUUCUUCCCAAGCGACCCGCGGACAAAAUGGAAGCUGCGCAUCUCCCAGGCCGUAGUCACCCCCCGGUGCAAACUCGACUACCUGCCCAACAUCCUCGGCCACGAGUUCGCGCACAUCCUGGGCCUACGCCACUGGAAUGCCCACGCCCACGAGCCGGAACGGUCAUUUCAUUGGCCUAAUACCAGGUGGGGGUGUAAAAGGUCUAUCAUGGCCACUGAUGUUGACUUUGAAUAUAUGCGGUUCUCUGAGGAGGAUUUCCGAGUCAUCCAAGAGAUGUACUCGUUUCCCAAUGGAUACGUGCUCGCCGGUCGGAAGAUAAUUGACGUCUGCACGUAGAAUUCAUCUGAUAUGUCACUGUUUGGGAGUUCUUUCACCAUUUUCUCUUCUGCCCCCCCUCGGCUCUUGUAUUUUGCCUGGUCGUUAUCAAAAGCACUUUAAGAGUUUGUUUUGAUACAUUUCACACGCAGGCAUGAAUGCAUCAGUGGCACAAGUAUACAUCAAC